Messenger RNA from Glycine soja, 1143 nucleotides. Its product is annotated as U-box domain-containing protein 35-like. The coding region runs from base 162 to 884 and encodes 240 amino acids. The record is from RefSeq and is a predicted model, not a curated record. Lineage: Eukaryota; Viridiplantae; Streptophyta; Magnoliopsida; Fabales; Fabaceae. The transcript is spliced from 4 exons.
CUCUCUCUCUCUCUCUCUCAUUUAUAUCACUUUCUCUUUCCAAGUAUUCAUUUACACCUUCAACCCUCUCAGUCACAUAUGGUUAGCACUCUCUUCUAAAGCCAACUACUACUAUUAGUAUUUAGUGCCCUUUCACUCGUAACAAGUGUUCACUGAUAUAAAUGUCUUUGUCUGUGGAAGACAACUACUAUGGCAUGAGCAGCAGUGUGAGUGAGAUAGAGGAAGAGAAUUCUUCACACUUGCACUUGAAUAAUGAUGGUCCUAAUCCUAUGGUCACCAUUGGUGAAGAAGAGAACGAGGAUGAUGAUGACACUGUUUAUGUGGCUGUUGGUAAGAGCCAGAGUAGCACGGAGGCCUUGGCAUGGACCCUCAACAACUUGGCCACUCCUUCUACCAUGCUCUUUAUCAUACACGUUUUCCCUGAGAUCAAGCUCCUUCCGAAUCCAUUGGGGGUGGGAAUGAUUCCAAAGGACCAAGUGAGUCCUGAGCAGGUAGAGAGCUAUAUGGCUCAAGAAAGAGGCAACAGGAGAGAGCUUCUAAACAAAUUCCUCCAAUUAUGCUCUGCUUCCAAGGUUAAGGUGGACACCAUCCUGAUUGAGAGUGACCUGAUUGCAAAGGCUAUCAUUGACCUUAUUCCAAUUCUUCAAAUAAAAAAACUAGUGAUUGGAGCCAACAAAUCCCAAAUAAGAAAACUGAGAUCAAGGAAAGGGAGUGGCAUAGCUGAUCAGGUACUUCAGAAUGCUCCAGAAAGUUGCAAGGUGAGCAUUGUAUGUGAAGGAAAAGAAGUGAAUGAACAGAUAGCUCGUGCCAUUACUACUGAUCCUUCCAUGUCCCAGAAAAACAAGCAUCAGCAAAAUGCUUCAUGUGUUUGUUUCAACUUUUAAGCCAAAGCUUUACAUAAUCACAGGGUCACAGAAUUGCAGCAUAGGGAAUAGUUCCCUCAAUGAAUGUUGGUUUUAGAUUAAUUUUAGACUUUGAAAAACCAACAGCAGUGUUGAUGAAAAAUGAAGUGUUUCAUAGAACAUGACACAAGUUUAUGUAACUUAUGGUUGGGCUGCUAAUGUUUUUAAGGUAGUCCUUAUUGUAAAUAAGAACUGCAGGCUAAAGUCGAUUAACUAUGAAAGAUGUGAAGUUUUUGCUUCA